CAUGGCAGAAAGUAGCGAACAGAAAGAUGAAGAUGGUAUUAUAGCACAAACAUCGGCAAGUUUAACAUGUAUUGAUAGUCUUUUUCUUAUAGGCGGUUUUGGUGUUAUGCUAAUCAUUAUUUUCUUUGGAAUACUUUCAAGUUUAAUUUCAUCACUGGUCUUGGUGGCUUCUUUCCUGAGUGGUGCUAUUUUUAUUCAUCUUCUUCUCAGAUUUUGUGAUGGACAGCUACCAAAUGUCUUCAUUUAUAACAUCAGGAAAACAAAACCUGUGGAAGAUAAAGCUUUGUCAAAGAUAUGCACUGUAUGUGGCAACAAAAAAAUGUAAAAGACAUCAGAAUGACCUGAGUAUCUAUUUGGUGAAGCCAUGGACUGAGUUGCUAGUUCCACAAGAAAUAGAUGAGGCCAUAGAGCAGAUUUUGACACUGACCUUGAAGGAAUAUGUAUAUUCAUGGUACACAGAUAUCAGCAGUGACGAUUCAUUUGUUCAGGAACUGAGAGUGGCCUUGCGAUUUAUGGGAGCCUCACUGAUACGUCGAGUACGACAGGUUGACCUGGUAAAUAUCAUCUUAGGAAGGAUCAGUAGAGUUGCAGCUUAUCAUGUGGAUGGCUGUGUGAAAGGCAAAGCUGUUUUUGGUAAUUUACAUGUGGCUCUUCGCAGUAGGGAAGAAGAAAUCCAGUAUUUAAGAUGUUUAGUGGAGAGACUUCUACCUUACACCUUACCUAGAAAACCUCUUCAGUGCAGAAGCCUCAGUACACUGAUUCGGGAAGUAUUGUGUGGUUCAGUCCUCUUGCCAGCGAUGGAUGUCAUAGCCAAUCCUUCAUCUCACCUUCGUCAUCUGCUGGAGGAUCUUCUUCAAUCGGGCAUGUGGACUACUCCUAAUACAUUUGUCGUUCACUACUUGCAUAGGAUUGCAGUUUCUUUCUCUUCGGGCUGUCAGCAUCCACCUGUAGCCAUUCUUCAGACUUCCGUGACUGGUGUUCCAGAGGCAUUGGUAUCACAGAUUGAUGUUGCCCCUUUGCAUUCUUCCAUGUCAUCUUUGGCCUCUAGACUUUCUUUGGCUCCUGCUGGAAAUCAUGGCAUGACUACUCAUCAUGUGUCCCGACUCCCAGCAUCAGCUCCUCGAUCUAUUGUCACUCAGAAUGGAUUCCAUAUUUAUCUUAGAGACUCCUCCACUUGGGCAGACUGUCACCAAUGGCAUUGGUGCCUACCCUAUGCUGGUAGGAUGGAAGAAUAUCCGGACACUAAAGAACCAAAAGUGGAAUUUCUGGAACAUUUUAUCACUUCUAAUAUUCCAACAAAUAAUUCAGUGCUGAACGUGGAUCUUGAAACUAUCCUCAACAACCAGCAAUUACUUUUUCCUUUUAUGCAGUUUUUAAAAGAGCAUGCUGUGGUGAAUAUUUUACAAUUCUGCCUGAGUGUUGAUGAUUUCAACCAGCGCAGCAUGAAUCCUGAUAUGACAACCGAGCAAUUGACAACACUCCAUAAAGAAGCCAAAGCAUUGUAUGAAACCUACUUUGUACAUGAUGCUGUUGAUAAGGUCAGCUUCGAUGAAGACAUUGUACAUGAGAUAAAGGCUAUUGUAGAUGGCCCAGUAGAGAAUGUCAUCAAACUUCGAACUACAUCUCCUUUGUUUAGAGCCUAUGAGUAUGCCUACAACUUGCUAGACCAGAUUUAUUGUCCAAUAUUUCAGCACAGUGAUAAUUACUUUAGGCUUCUAUGUGGGGAUCGUUGUAGUGGAUCUGGCCAACGGAAUUUAACCAAAGCCAACAAAAGAGGAACUGGAGAGUCAUCUGUCUCCAAACUUGGGAACAAAAUCAAAGGAGUUUUUUGGACUAACACAGAUGAAGGACGGGUGUUUGCUGAAGAGUCAGCCACAGAUCUUGGUGAAGUUUUAUUGGGCGAUUCUACGCUGGACUCAACAGUCUGGGAGGACUCUGAAGUAUACAAGUUUGAGGGUGAUCCACGACUGAAGGACCUUAGUGCUUGGCGUGUGUCUAUUCCUCGAGUGGAGACUCGGAUGGACAUCCAUUGCAAGUACUACCACGUUUUCAUCAUAGAAGUACAACGUAUUGAUGUAAAUGGCGAAGAUAAUCCUGAUGAGUUGCACUGGACAGUGGAAAGGAAGUAUCAUGAGUUUUAUGUCCUAGAAGCCAAACUUAUUGAGUUUCAUGGAGAAUUUUCUUCUGUUCAAUUGCCCCAAAAACGUUCAUUUGGUAAUAAAAGUCGGCAGUUCAUGGAAUCACGGAAGUCUGCCUUUGAAAAUUUUCUUAAGAACCUUCUGUCAAUCCCAUUGCUUAAAGGCAGCCAGCUGCUAUUCAGGUUCCUUAAGUCACCUGUGGAGUUUUCCACUGGAUUUUUGCCAGAUAUUAACUUGGGUAGAAUGAUCAAAACUGUACCCAUGAAACUCAUGAAAGAGAAAGGACAGCAUCUAGACCCUUUCCUACAAGCUUUCAUAGCAUCAACAGAAUCUGGAAAGCCUAAGCCAAGUAAAGUAGAAUGGAAAGACAUCUUUGAAACACCUAUACCUCCAAUCCUCAAGAAGAUAAGAAACCCGAUCUUCGACAACAAUUACUCUAAGUGGGUUUCCCAUACAGAUGAUGAGGCAACAUCAGAGAAAGUAGAUGGUUCUGUAGAAACCCUGAAGGAUGUCUAUGAUUACAUUUUCUAUGUUGCUCUUCAUGUCUACAAACUUCCUGAUUGGUGUGUCCAGUUGCUUCGAAUGUUUGACUGUCUGGUACGUCAGUCACUACAGGGUUAUGUGGAGUGGUAUCUGGACAGAAAGAUAGAACAAGCCAUUAAGCCACAGCGUGUUGCAGAACUUCUAGAAAUUUUGAAAGAUGUUUUAUUUUUUGACACCAGUCCUCCCAGGACUGAUGAGCAGAAAGCUGAGCGAGCCAAGAUAGCAUUACAACAAGCUACAGAAUUUUUCACUGACCAUUUUGGUUGGUUGACUGGAGAGCAGUGUUUAGAGGAAGGAACUAAGUUACUUUUUACAUAUCUUCAAAACCCUAUUCUCAACAAACAUCUCUCCUAUGUUCUUCUGGAUGUAGUAGUACAAGAAAUAUUUCCUGAACUACGACCAGACUACACACCCAGCCCAGAGAUGUGGACCUAGUCAGUUCUCCCAGUUUCAUUCAAAAAAAGAUUACUUUUGUGAUAAAUGGGAACUUUUUUUUUCAAAUUCCUUACACUUUAAAACAUUUUUUAGUAUUUUCACUUAUUGUUCGUUUAUUAUGAAUGCAGAACUUAUACUUUUGUUAAUACUUGUUGAAAUUAAUGUAAUUUUAUGUGAAAAACAUAGUAAUAGUUGAAACAGCACAUUUCAUUAAUUUUAUUAUUCCAGUAUUGAAUCUUUUAGAAGUAAUUCAACUAUCAUAUAACUAAUCACAGUGUAGGUAUUUUUAGUCAACUAGAAGUGUAUGAGAUUAAAUUCUAGAGAAAGCUGCUUUUUUUUGGAGGCUAGGGGUGUAUAUGUAAAAAUCUUCAGGUUUCAUAACCUAUAAGAUGUAAUUUUUCAAGUACUCUAUUAACAUACAGACUGUAUGGUGUUAUAUAUAUAUAAUUUAAUGGAAAAAUGUAUAGUUAAUAAUUUGUAAAAUAAACGCUCAUUCAAACAAAA
Molecule: messenger RNA, 3620 nt
Organism: Limulus polyphemus (Atlantic horseshoe crab)
Lineage: Eukaryota; Metazoa; Arthropoda; Merostomata; Xiphosura; Limulidae
Product: sorting nexin-14-like
Exons: 30
Coding region: 219-3116 (965 amino acids)
Biological process (GO): autophagosome maturation
Cellular component (GO): late endosome
Molecular function (GO): phosphatidylinositol-3,5-bisphosphate binding
Source: RefSeq, a predicted model, not a curated record